This is a messenger RNA of Gallus gallus (chicken), 1389 nucleotides long. RefSeq names its product heat shock transcription factor, X-linked-like (gene HSFX3). NCBI's taxonomy places the organism in Eukaryota, Metazoa, Chordata, Aves, Galliformes, Phasianidae. The transcript is spliced from 2 exons. The record is from RefSeq and is a predicted model, not a curated record. Gene Ontology annotation, molecular function: sequence-specific DNA binding; DNA-binding transcription factor activity. Bases 1 to 1260 code for a protein of 419 amino acids. Gene Ontology annotation, biological process: regulation of DNA-templated transcription.
AUGGCUGCACGCGCAACCUUUGAUCAAUGCGAGACCGGGCACAUUGAAAUGGAAGCUUUUGCUUCUGAUCUGGAGGAGCUGGCCGAGACCUCCAGCUCCACUUCCACUGACCCAGCAGGACAGGACCAAGCACCAGCUGGCCAUGCAGCUGGAACACCAAUGCUGGAAGAACAGGGUUCACGGCGGUUUCCCGAUGAAGAGGAAUCCAAAGGUUUACCUCUGAGAUCCUCUGAGGAAGGCGCUGGCCAAGACAGCAGCUGCUCGCCACUCAGCUUCCCACAGAAACUCUGGGUACUGGCCGAAAGUGAGCAAGUGAAGAGCAUUCGGUGGGGCCAUGGAGGAAACUGCAUCGUGGUCGAGGAAGAACGGUUCAUGGAGGAAGUCCUGGCCAAGGAAGCGCCUGUGAGAGCCUUUGGGUGUACAAGCGUGAAAAGCUUUGUUCGCCAGCUCAACCACUACGGCUUCACCAAAGUGCCACGGGACCUGGAAAGAUCUCCGUCCCUUCCUGAGUUUCUGGCUGAGGAAGAAGCGAUUGCUGCCGGUAGGAAGCUACUCCUCUACUCCAGCCCAUUCUUCAGAAGAGAUUACCCGUGGCUGCUGGAGCGCUGCAAGCGCAGAGCGGCCCACAAGAGAAAAGCCGUGGCUGCCCCUGCGCUGCAGGAGAGUGGGAACGAGAGCCCCCAGAGGAGCAGCCCAGAUGUCCGGCCCACACAGGGAGCGGCCGCUGGGCCAGUGAGGAACCUGCAGGCAGCAGAGCACCAAGGCACGCAGGCAGCAUCGCCCUUGGGGUCCGCGCCAGCCAAGCGCCCUAAGAAUGACACCCUCCGAGCCCAAGGAGGCGAUGCUCACAUCCUGCCAGGCCCUGCUGCUGCACCAGCACUGGAACAGCACCAGGCUCUGCCCUGCUCUGUGCUGCCACCGAGCAGCAACCACGUGCUGGGUGCCACUUGCACUCCACCACCACAGGGCACUCUGCCCUUUGUGGUCCCUACUUUCACACCAGGCCAUCCUCAGCAGGAGCUCCCGCAGCCCCCAGAAACACCACAGCUGCAGGCUCCCUGGGACGCCCUGACUUUCCUUGGCUCCUGCUUUGCAAUGGCCAUGAGGGCAGCAGCCAUGAUGAUGCCACCAGGCUGGCAGCCCCGUGCAGCCCCGCACUGCCCAACGUGCACCUGCAGCCAGCACCAGGCAGCCCCGCACUGCCCAACGUGCACCUGCAGCCAGCGCCGGGCAGAUGCAGGACAUGGGAUGGGCCCGUAGUGCGGGACCCAUUGCAGGCAGUGCCACAGCCGCCCCUCCUUACUCGUUCCUAGUUUGUUGCUCAUAGGUGCGUAGUUUCGGAAAUAGCAUGUUGCAGUUAUUACCCUUCUCAGUUCUCAUGCCCCUCUG